Molecule: messenger RNA, 1782 nt
Organism: Aspergillus puulaauensis
Lineage: Eukaryota; Fungi; Ascomycota; Eurotiomycetes; Eurotiales; Aspergillaceae
Exons: 2
Coding region: 1-1782 (593 amino acids)
Source: RefSeq, a predicted model, not a curated record
AUGCCUCGAACCAUCCGCGUAGCCGCAGCCCAAAUGGGCACAACAAACAAAUGGGACAACCGGACCCAAACCCUCACGCGCAUGAUAGCCCUCCUCAAAGACGCCGUAUCCAAGGGCGCACAACUAGUCCUCUUCCCCGAAAUCGCAUUUACGACCUUCUUCCCCCGAUACCUCAUCACUGACCCCACCGAGCUCGAGUCAUGGUUCGAACACGGCGACAUCCGCACAGCACCAAACACAAAGGCGCUCUUCGACACCGCACACGAACUAAACGUCGACUUCAGCGUUGGAUUCGCAGAGGCUACAGAGGUCGGUGAACACUAUAACACCUGCGUCUACUACCAUGCUGCAACGGGGUCGAUUCUCUCGCGGUACCGCAAGAUUCAUCUGCCGGGGGACUUUGAGCCGCUUCCUGAUCCCAACGCCGUGAACCAGCUGGAGAAGCGGUAUUUCCUACCUGGGAAUCUAGGGUUCAAGGCAUUUCGUGUGCCCGGGCUUGUCGAGGCUGACUCUCCUCAUCCUACUCCUCUAGGAACAGCGGAGGGAAAAGUCCAAGAAGACCCCGUCUUCGGCAUGAUGAUUUGCAAUGACCGCCGGUGGGCGGAAUCAUGGCGAGCGUACGGACUGCAAGGCGUUGAGGUCGUGCUGUGCGGGUAUAACACGAAUGGCUUCGCGCCUCAGUUCUGGGGCCAGAGUGAAGAAAUGACGAGAGAGGAAGGGGAGGCGAUCUCGCUAUUCCACCAUAAACUCGUGAUGCAGGCGCACUCGUAUACGAACGCGACGUUCUCGGUUAGUUCUGCGCGGUGCGGGCUUGAUGAUGGCGAGUUCCCGCUGGUUGGGGGCAGUAUGGUGGUUGAUCCCGAGGGGAGGAUUAUUGCCGAGAGCAAGACGGUAGAGGAUGAGGCUGUGAUUGCGGAUUGUGAUUUGGGGCUUUGCAUGCCCGGGAAGACGAGGACGUUUGAUUUUGGGAGACAUCGCAGGACUGAACAUUAUGGGAUUCUGGUGGAGCGGACGGGGGUUGUUGAGCCGGCGAUGGACGGAACCCUGACUUCGACUCCUAUCCAAACAGCAACUACAGCAGCCCGAGAGAAGAAGAAUGUCUCGAGAUGGUCAGCCCGACACUCCCCCCCAGACGUGCAAGUCGACGGCUUCACAUCCCCCCAUCCAGCUCCCACCGCAAUCGAGGGCUCACUAGAUGCCGUCCUCUCGACUGCGGCUGCCGUACGCGCCAUACUCCAUAUAGCCAACCAAUAUGACGCAUUCGUAGUAGCAUGCUACAGCGACCACCCACUCACCAAAGCCCUAAGAGAGGAACUCAGCGCGCCGGUGGUCGGGAUAAUGGAGGCGUCUCUGUAUGCCGCGAGGACAUUAGGCGGGCGGUUUGGGAUCGUGGUUACCUCGACUCGCUCAGUCGUCCUGCAUACCGACUCGAUCCGGAAUUAUGGGCUGGAGGGGUUCUCUGCUGGCGUGGAGAGUUGCGGGCUGGGUGUUCUGGGGCUGGAGAGGAAAGGGGAAGAGGUUGUUCUUGGUGCGAUGUGUGAUGCGGCAAGGGAGUUGGUGAAGAGGGGGGCGGAUGUGGUUACGCUGGGCUGUGCGGGGAUGACGAAGCUGAAGGAGGCGGUUGAAGAGGCUGUUGGGCCUGAUGUGCAGGUUAUAGAUGGUGUUGUUGCUGGCGUGCAUCAUUUGGUGGGCAUUUUGAGGAUGGGAGGGAGGACGGCGAAGAGGGGAGUUUAUGCUAGUUCCAAAGCUGGGAGAGAGGCAAGGGGGCAGGAUUACUUAUAA